GAAGAGAAGACUUAAUCUCCUUCUAUGAGAGGACGACUUCAGGUUCCGCCCCCCUAAUACAAGUACUCAGUGUGUAGAGAUCAGUGCUGGAGUCUGGAGAUGUCCGCGCUGUUCUGCACGUUCUUCUUACUGCAGGUCGUGGACAGUCAGGUACGAGUCCCUGACUUGGUUUACGCAUGGCUGGAUGCCGAGGUGACUCUGGAAUGCCGAACAAACACCCAGGAAGAAACCAAACAAAUCACCUGGGAGAGGCAGACGGGAGCAGACAGCGUGACAUUCCUCACCUAUAGGACGGACACUGGACCUAUAUAUCAGACGUCAUAUGGGCGGCGAGUCAGGUUCAAGGGUGAUGGAAACAAAAAUGGAUCUAUUGGGAUAUUUAAUGUCACCCUGGAGGAUGAAGGAGUCUAUAAAUGUGUCUUUACUACAUUUCCAUCCGGAAACACUGAAAAAACUAUCCAGUUACAAGUUUUGGUUUUACCUACAGUCAGACAGGUUCUUAUAGAAGACGUCAGGACUCCUUGUCUCAAUAUGGUGGCUGAGUGUUGGGCGUCAUCAGCAAAACCCCCUGCAGAGAUCCAGUGGAUCACACAUGGGAUAAAUUAUACUUCAAAAGAAGAGAACAUUACACAUCCCAAUGGGACCACGAGUACGAGGAGCCGCCUGUAUAUGGUUUCCACACCACAGUAUUAUGGCCAUAAAAUACUUUGCUUGGUUUAUCAGCCGAAGAUUCCAUUUCAGCACCAGGAAAACGUCACCAUCAAUGGUGCCCUGACCAACAUCCAGUUUCCUCCCCAGAUGGUGCAGAUUGAAGUUCUCAAAAAUGACAAAGAAGAUCUGCAGCUUCUAUGUAAAGCAGAGGCCAACCCCAAACCGACUUACUAUUGGAAGAGAGGAGACGCAGAGGAAAGUAAAGCCAAUCCAUUGGAUGCGCCCCAGGUGACAUCACCCACCAUGAACUUCACUGAUGGAGACGGACACGGAUUAUACAUUUGUGAAACGGAAAACGCUCUGGGAAUUAACCGAGGAUACAUUUACAUGUAUAAAUCAAAAAGUUCCCCUCGUUGUCAUCUUGGACUCUUAAUCAGUCUCAUCUGCAUCACUUGUUUAACUCUGUGUGCAAUAUUUUUAUUCAGAACCAGAUUGUGUAAUAAAGAUAAUUAUAAACCACACAUUGGGAAGGAGCAAAGUAUUGAAAUCCUCUGUACACCUGAAAGGGAAAGAAAGAAAGACAUAAGUAAAAAUGAUCUUCAAGACUGUGGAGAUACUGAAAGUCAGUUGGAAGGACCUCAAUGUUAAGAAAAAUGACUGCCUGGUAGUACCAUGUGCUCCUGAAUGUGAUAUAUAAGAAAAAAAUAAAGGGUACCAGAAAGAAACAAGACAAGGAACCACAUUGACUAUAUAGCUGAAAUGCUUGGGUCCAACUUUUACCUCCGCAUCCGCAUUUAGUUACACCCAGGCUUACAAAUAUUGUUACAAGACUGUGACUUUUUGCUAUGGAUGAGAUGAACGUCAUGAUUCUUUGGCCUAUGAAGCUGUGGAGUAAAGUUUUGGAGUCCUUUAAAUGGAAAUAUCACAGCCAUCGACAUUCAGCAUCUAGAGGAACCAGUGACCUCCCACUUGCUCCAUAUUCAGAUUUUCAUUGAUUUGUGGCAUUAUGUUUUAUUUUUAUACUAGAAUUUAUUUAUGUUAUUUAUUUCUGAUUACAUUUUUAGAGUUCCAAAAUAUUCUACAGCUCUGUGCAAAAAUUGUCAGCAAUCAUAUCAUUCCAUGGAAUCAAUGGGCCAAUUUCAUAUGAAAUUGGAGUGAGGGAAGAAGCCAAAGAACCCACAAGAAACCUGUGUAAACACAGGGAGAACAUACAAACUCCAUGCAGAUACUGUUGUCGGUUGAAUUCGAAUACAGGUCAACGACAUUGGUAUCCACUGAUCCACCAUGAUUCCCUAAUAAAGCCAACUGAUGCCAGGAACCAACAAACUGUGCAAGUGGAGUUGGAAAUGGACUGUCUCAGUUAUGGCACCUUCCAGAAAUCUUACAUACAGCUGCCGAUACAGAGGGUGUGGAAACCCAUAUUUACGUGAUGGAUCUAAGUUUAUUUCACACUACAUCGACCAAUAAUAUUACAAUAACAUCCCCAUUAUUACAAUGAUGGGAGUACAGCUCCUACUCCAGAAACCAGGGGAUGAGAGUAUAGUGUCAUUUUACAACUUUAUCUAGACCUUCAGCAGUACAAUAGAGCCACAAUUAUACCAUCACUCUAAUAAUAAUGUGAUGACUCUGCUUAUUUUGCCCCAGUCUACACAGCAAAGCUGAUAAAAGAUCUAACACAAAACAGGAAAUUUUGCCUAUUGUAUCUGCUCUGGUUCUGACUUGUUAGUUUGAUUUUGCAUUGGUUUGGUAGUUCUGACCUGAUUGUCUAGUUUUUGGCCUUGUCCUGUCUAUCUUGUGAUCUGUCUGUUCUUUUAGUUGGUUUAUUUCUGUCACCUGAAUUUGUAUCCUGACUUGUAUUCUGACCUGUUUGCGUUUAGUACUCCCCCAUGGUACAUGGUCUGAUCCAUUGCUUUUUGCUUUGCCCCUAACCUGGUGUAUUUUUUGUUUAGUCUUGUGUGAUCCUGUACCAGUGUAUCAUGAUCUGUGUUCAGUUACCUGUUCUCUCACCUUUAUUCCUGGUAAACCUGCGGCUUGGAGGGGCAAGCUGUGCAGAACUAGCUUGCCCCCUGACUGGUGAGCAGUUAAGCGGUUAAGAAAUAAUACAGGCAAGGUUUCUAGCCACCUCCCCCGCCUGUAAAACUUGUCGGUAACUAUAGUGUGGUAUGUUCCAUGGGUGGGGGGGAAGGAGUGCACCAAUCAGGGGUGUAAUAGUUUCCCGGGCUUUCAGGGGCCCUCCCCUGGGUAUUUAUAGCUGUGGUGCCUCCCUCCCCCCCCCCCCUCAAUCUGCCCAGGACCCAGAGUUUUGCCCUCCCUCCCUUUUGUAUCUCUGUUUAUUGUAAGUCACAGCUUGGCGGUAAGAAGACGGUGAAAGCGCGGUCAACCCGGGGUAGACCUCCACACAGGACAGUGUGGCAGCACCUCUCGGGUUGGCAAGAAGCCAAUCGGUGUCUUUGUUACAGUUAAAUUGUUAUUUAUAUAAGUAAUUUUAUAAAUAAAGCUGUGGCCGAUCCCCACCCACGGAAAAGUUAAAUUGUUGUUGUGUCAGUUAUUAUUUAAUUAUUUAUUGUAGUAAGGGGGAGGGGGAGUUAUAACCUGCUAGGAGCUAAUUGGGUCUCAACAGUCAUAUUUUCCUGGUAACCUGUUUGUCAUUACUCUAAUACCUGCUGUAUUACUUUGGUCUUGAACCUGUUAGUCAGAACUCUUUAUACAUGCUGUGUUCUGUCUGUUACUACUUUGCGUACCUGCCGUUGUAUAUUACCCUGGUUCUUUGUAUGUGUCCUGACCUGUUUCCCUUACCUCCAUUAAGUUUUGUUUAUUAUUUUGACUGGUCACCCCCAAAAAUCUUGAGAGGGAGGGAGGUAGAUGGAGAGGGAGAGAGAAGAGAGAAAGAGGAGAUAGGGGAGAGAUACAGUUAUGGUUAUUUAUAGAGAUAACUGCUAAGCAUCUGGUUUAUUAGCUGGUUUACAUUUAUAAUAAAACCUUCUAGUCCGGCAAAAGAAGAACUGUUUUCCGUGCUGCUAUUCAAUGGGCGUGGGAAGGCGAGUUAUAGAUGUGACCCAUUCUGUUGGUGUAGCUGUUCUGGUCUAGAUAGGACUUUUUAACCCCUUAACUAUGCAGGCCGUAAAUGUACGUCCUGGAGAGGUGGAGGUACAUUUACGUCCUGUACAUGACUGCGAGCAUCGGAGCGAUGCUCGUGUCAUGCACAACAGGUCCCGGCUGCUGAUAGCAGUCAGGGACCCGCCGGUAAUGGCCGACAUCCGCGAUCGCGCGGAUGUCCGCCAUCAACCCCUCAGAUGCCAUGAUCAAUACAGAUCACUGCAUCUGCAGCAGUGCGACACUUAAUGUGGAUGAUCGGAUUGCCCGCAGCGCCCUCCCAUAAUGGCGGCCGGAGGUCCCCUCACCUGCCUCUGUCUGUCUCCAGGUGUCUCCUGCUCUGGUCUGAGAUCGAGCAGACAAGAGCAGUAGAUCACUGAUAACACUAAUCAGUGCCAUGCCUUAUGAACAGUAUUAUCAAUCAACUGAUUGCUAUAAAUAGUCCCCUAUGGGGACUAUUUAAGUGUAAAAAUAAAAGUAAAAAAAAAAAAAAAAGUAAAAUAAUUUGAAAAAUCCCCUCCCCAAAAUCCCCCAAAAUCCCCUCCCCCUUUUUCCCCAUUUUACCCCCCAAAAGUGUAAAAAAAUAUAUAAUUAUCCCAUUAAUGAUCCCCUACAGUGACUGGCGUGAACGAAAAGUCCCGCUGCUGGGGACCCCGGAGAUCGCCGCUGCGGCACCCCACCAUCAUUACUGCACAGAGCGAGUUCGCUCUGUGCGUAAUGACGGGCGAUACAGGGGUCGGAGCAGCGUGACGUCAUGGCUUCGCCCCUCAUGACAUCACGGCCCGUCCCCUUAAUGCAAGUCUAUGGCAGGGGGUGUG
Molecule: messenger RNA, 4562 nt
Organism: Hyla sarda
Lineage: Eukaryota; Metazoa; Chordata; Amphibia; Anura; Hylidae
Product: nectin-1-like
Exons: 9
Coding region: 100-1299 (399 amino acids)
Biological process (GO): homophilic cell-cell adhesion; heterophilic cell-cell adhesion
Cellular component (GO): adherens junction
Source: RefSeq, a predicted model, not a curated record